AGCUGCACACUGCAGAACAUUUACACUGACAACAUGCUGGUGGUCCUCUGCUCUCUCAUCACUGCUCUAACAUAUGUGGAUGCAGCCAAAGUGUUGACCCAGACGCCUGCUGUUCACACAGCUUCUCCAGGACAAGAGGUUGUUCUCAAAUGCAACAUUGAGAGACCUGAAAGCUAUUAUGUGUCCUGGUACAAACAGGUUCCUGGUGGGACUCCUCAGUAUGUUCUGAAAUUUUACCAUUCUCACAGUUCACCCAGCUUUGGAACAGGGUUCUCCUCUGACCGAUUUAACUCCAAAGCCUCAUCAAACAUAGAUUAUCAGUUUGUCAUUAAGGCGGCGGAGGCAGGAGACUCAGCUGUUUAUUACUGUGCAACAUGGGAUGACUCUGCUAAGGAGUCGGUAUUCGGACCAGGAACCAAGCUGACUGUGACAAGCUCCAGCCUCCGUCCUCCUGUCCUGACAGUCUUCCCUCCGUCCAGCGUUGAACUCCAGUCCAACAAAGCCACUCUGGUCUGUCUGUCCAGUCAGUCUGGGCCUUUUGCAGAUGUCACCUGGUCGGCUGCUGGGAGUCCAGUGAGCAGUGGGAUCUCCACCAGCACCGCUGUUCAGAAACCAGACCAGACGUUCCAAAUCAGCAGCUCUCUGGACAUCCAGACGUCAGACUGGAACAUGGAUAAGGUUUACACAUGUAAAGUGUCUUUGGGGUCCCAGGCUGCAGAGAAGAACAUCAACAAGUCAGGCUGUUCCACUCAAGAAUAGCAGAGGACCAGAACGGCCAUUUCAGAUCUGCUUCCUUCUGCAGUUUGCUUUUUUCAGUGUUUAGAUAAUAAAAAAUACUUAUAAUACGU
Molecule: messenger RNA, 848 nt
Organism: Acanthochromis polyacanthus (spiny chromis)
Lineage: Eukaryota; Metazoa; Chordata; Actinopteri; Pomacentridae
Product: immunoglobulin lambda-1 light chain-like
Exons: 4
Coding region: 34-759 (241 amino acids)
Source: RefSeq, a predicted model, not a curated record